This is a messenger RNA of Plasmodium adleri (nom. inval.), 1755 nucleotides long. Its product is annotated as conserved Plasmodium protein, unknown function. Lineage: Eukaryota; Apicomplexa; Aconoidasida; Haemosporida; Plasmodiidae. The record is from RefSeq and is a predicted model, not a curated record. The transcript has a single exon. Gene Ontology annotation, biological process: meiotic DNA recombinase assembly; reciprocal meiotic recombination. Gene Ontology annotation, cellular component: replication fork; Rad51C-XRCC3 complex; Rad51B-Rad51C-Rad51D-XRCC2 complex. Gene Ontology annotation, molecular function: four-way junction DNA binding; crossover junction DNA endonuclease activity. The coding region runs from base 1 to 1755 and encodes 584 amino acids.
AUGAAUAAAAGGCAUAACACAAAUGAGAAAAUAAUUUUUCCUCUUUUCAAUGGAACUGCUAAGAAGCCAGUGAAGAGUUCAAUAAAUAUAAAAAGUUUAUAUGAAUUACAAAAUGAAUUAAAUUGUAAGAUAUAUACAAAUAUAUAUACAUAUAAUACCUUAUGUGAUGGUAUAUUUCUCUGUAGAGGUGUUAAUAAUAUAAGUGGAAAAAAAAAUUGUGGAAAAAGUAGUAUGUGUUAUCAUAUAUGCGUAAAUUUAUUUUUUAACGAUUUAUUACAUUAUUUUCAUCUUUUCUAUUCUAGCUUUUUUUCAUUUGAUAAUUUUUUACAAAAAAAAAAUAUUCAUAAUGUAGUGGAUUAUAUGAAUACUACUAUUUUGGGGGAUGAUAUCAUAAAGGAAUUUAUAGAACAACAUGAUAAUUUUAAGAAAUUAUUAAAUAUAAUGAAAUAUUUUGUUUUAUCAUUUAAACAACAUUAUGCAAAGAAUAAUAAGGGGGAAAAUAAACAUAAUAUAAAUAACACACAUAUUUUUAAUAACACACAUAUUUUUAAUAACACACAUAUUUUUAAUGACACACAUUAUAUAUAUCCAGAUGAUACUUUUUAUAAUUAUCAUGAUACCUACCAAUCUUUUUACACACAAAUUAAACAUUUUUAUAAAAGAAAAGUUAUUUACAUCGAUCUAGAUAACAGCUUUUUUAUAGAUCGUUAUAAAAAUAUGAUUUAUUCAUCACUAGAAAAAAUCAAAAAAUUAAUGCACAGGUAUAUACAAUUUUGUUCCGAAAAAAAGGUUAUACCCUUUUUAUUACUUUUAGAGAAGACAAAUAAAUAUAUAAAAGAAUAUAUUUCUUUUAAUAUAUAUAAAAAUUAUUCAAAUGAGUUUUCUUUUUUUAUUGAUAUAUUUAAUCAUUAUUUAUAUAAAUAUAUAUAUAAUAUAUCUUUUUCUCAUGUAUUUAAUAAUUUACAAUUAUUGAAAAUAUUUAAUUUUUUUGAACUUAUUAAUGUCAUCAAUUAUAUUUAUGAACAUAUACAAACAUAUUAUUCUUCUUCCUCAGAAUAUUAUCAUUUUAAUAAAUAUAUACCACACGAUCUAGGAAUUGUUGUUAUAGAUAAUCUUAAUUAUAUAUUUAAAGCCAGUUCCAUAAAUAAUAAUAAUAAUAAUAUAAAUAUUUAUUAUGAAUUAGAAAUGCUGCUAAACAAAUUAUCCAUCUUAUCCUUAGAAAAACAUAUAUGUAUAUUAAUUACAAAUAAUGACAAUAAUAAUUUCACAAGACAUGAAUCAUUCAAUAAAAAAAAUGACAACUCAUUUUAUAAAAUCAUAUCUCCAUAUAUAUAUAACAAUAUACAUCUCAAGAUAAUAAAUCAAAAAAUAUUUUUUGAGCAUAGUUAUCCAAAAAAAAAAAAUACAAAUCAAUCAAAAAAACAAACGAACAACAGAAGUGAUGAGACAUAUCAACAUGGAAAAAUAAAUAAUAAUAAUAAUAAUAAUAAUAAUAAUAAUAUACAGAGCAAUACUAAUCUAUUUGAACAAACAAAACAAAAUAUUUAUCAAAAUGAAGAAGGUCACUUAUUUCAUGUCUAUUCUAGCGACGAUGAUCAAAGUAUGGAUGAAAUGGAUCUACAAGAAAAAGAUGACGACCACUCUUUUUAUGAAAAAAAAUAUAAUUUAAGAUAUAUUAAAGUAAAGGGGAAAAACAAAUCAACCUUCUGUUUUUUUGAAAUAAAUAAAUAUGGAAUAGAAACAAUAUUAAUGUAA